Messenger RNA from Phacochoerus africanus (Common warthog), 1772 nucleotides. It is a transcript of the gene SLC25A20, whose product is annotated as solute carrier family 25 member 20. The transcript has 9 exons. Gene Ontology annotation, cellular component: mitochondrial envelope. Gene Ontology annotation, molecular function: low-density lipoprotein particle binding; O-acyl-L-carnitine transmembrane transporter activity. NCBI's taxonomy places the organism in Eukaryota, Metazoa, Chordata, Mammalia, Artiodactyla, Suidae. Bases 105 to 1010 code for a protein of 301 amino acids. The record is from RefSeq and is a predicted model, not a curated record. Gene Ontology annotation, biological process: positive regulation of neuron projection development; mitochondrial transport; carnitine transmembrane transport.
CGCCCACCCGAAAGUAGGGGAAAGGUCGGCGGUUCCGGCGCUGUGGCUGGAGCGGUAGGGCGACAGCAGCUGGAAAGCUGCAGAUACUGUGACUCAGACGGACCAUGGCAGACCAGGCAAAGCCCAUUAGCCCUCUCAAGAAUCUGCUGGCCGGCGGCUUUGGAGGCAUGUGCCUGGUGUUCGUGGGGCAUCCGCUGGACACGGUCAAGGUCCGACUGCAGACACAACCCCCCAGUUUGCCUGGACAACCUCCUAUGUAUUCUGGGACCUUUGACUGUUUCCGGAAGACUCUUAUGAGAGAGGGUGUCACGGGGCUAUAUAAGGGCAUGGCCGCUCCCAUCAUUGGGGUCACCCCCAUGUUUGCUGUGUGUUUCUUUGGGUUUGGAUUGGGGAAGAAACUGCAACAGAAACACCCAGAGGAUGUGCUCAGCUAUCCCCAAAUAUUUGCUGCUGGGAUGUUAUCUGGUGUAUUCACUACGGGAAUUAUGACCCCUGGAGAACGGGUCAAGUGCUUGUUACAGAUUCAGGCUUCUUCAGGGGAAACCAAGUACAAUGGUGCCUUGGACUGUGCAAAGAAGUUAUACCACGAGUCUGGAAUUCGAGGCAUCUACAAAGGGACUGUGCUUACCCUCAUGAGAGAUGUUCCAGCCAGUGGGAUGUAUUUCAUGACAUAUGAGUGGCUGAAAAAUACCCUCACUCCAGAAGGAAAGAGUGUCAGUGAGCUCAGCGUGCCUCGGAUCCUGGUGGCUGGAGGCAUCGCAGGGAUCUUCAACUGGGCUGUGGCAAUCCCCCCAGAUGUGCUCAAGUCCCGCUUCCAGACUGCACCUCCUGGGAAAUAUCCUAACGGUUUCAGAGAUGUGUUGAAGGAGCUGAUCAGGAAUGAAGGAAUCACAUCUUUGUAUAAGGGGUUCAAUGCAGUGAUGAUCCGAGCCUUCCCAGCCAAUGCAGCCUGUUUCCUUGGCUUUGAAGUCGCCAUGAAGUUCCUUAAUUGGAUCACGCCCAACUUGUGAGGCCAAAGUCUGCUCAAGUCUUCAAGAUGCUGGAAGCUGUCAUCAAGGAGGAAUAGUGGGCAGGACUGGGCCAUCCUGAAGGACGUGGGGGUGGGAUGGUGGGAUGAGAGCUCUGUGCAUGGACUUGUUGAGACCACUGCCUUAAUGACAAUGUCUCCCUGGUAUAAUUUGCCAUUUUGAAACUUGAAUUCACUCUUCUCAAUUUAAGGGAUCUCAUGGAGAUUUGGAGAUGGAGUAAGUAGCUUCUGGGCCAAAUACCACGUGUGGCCGGUGUUGACUACUGGCCCUACUACACAAAAAAUACUCCUCGAGGAAGAGGGAAUCUCACCCUCUCAUUGGAUACACUUGCAUGUUUUCAACCAGCUGACCAGGAGCUAGGGGCUUCUUUGAUCCCUAGCCAGGAACACUCACCAGAUUUCCAGGGUAUCAUUUAAUCCUGGCCUGCACAUGGGAAUGUGGACUUGAGGCCCACAUCUGCCUGUCCAAGUGGACUGAGCAAAUGUGCCUAGGGGGAGAUAGCGUGUUAACAGUCAGGUGGUUUUUUUUAAUGCAUGCAAAUAAUCAAAAUUAAAACUCGAGUAGCCUAAUUUCCCAGGAGUAGGUAGAGAGCUUUCCCUCCAACACAGUGAGGAGUUUUGAAUCAACAGUCCCAGCUUGCUAGGAUAAGUGAGAAAGCCAGUGUGUAGGGAGGCUCUUUUUGCACACUCUUCUCAUGAGAGCACCCUAUUUUAACAGGAAACAAUAAAUAUGUUUUCUAAUUUU